GAGUGGGGGAAGGAAGAGAGGCAAGAGAGGAGGGGCGAAAAGAGAUUCCAGCAGACCUAGUUUGAGAAGGCACAGACAAACAGAACCUCGAGUAGGAGCAAGGAGGGCAAAUAUUUAGAUAUUUUCACAUUAGAGGACAUUUGAAACAGGGAGAGUUGACAAUGCUGUGGCAAUGUGAUGGCCAUUCGCAACUCCUUUUCGGAGGGGGAAAGAAGAUGACAAAGGAGGGAAAAGGGCUUUUCGUUGAUGGCCGUGUGUGUGUCUCAAUGGGCAGUAGGGCACGUCCGGCAUUCGAGGGUUGACCGCACUCCGGUGGACAUUCUAGGACACUCACCUAGAACAGAUAGUUGAUCAAAGGGACACAUUAUUUUUAUCGUUCCGCAUGAAGAGCUUUCGGUUGUCAAGGGGAGAGAGCAUCUUUGAAGUGAGAGCACUUGUUAUUGAAAAGGACAAGAGGCUUGUUGUUUUUCAGGGAUUCAACUUGAAAGAUAAACUUUUAUCAGUCCUUUCUUUUUGAGGUUGCACACACAGGUCCCUGUUCCCUUUUGUGACUCAAAAGGGGGAGUUCGGGGGAGGAUUUUGUGCGUCAGCGGAAAGACAACAUUGGAAUCGCAGUUGUUCAUUUCCUUUAGUCAACACAAUAUAUUGGGAAUAUCACAGUGUUGGGAACGUGUGAGGAUUACAAUGGAGACGAAACCUAUCAUUUGUGGCAGUGGACAUUCAAUACUCAAAUAAUGAACCAAAUCCAUCAUGUUUUUUCACUCCGUGCCACUGUAUGGAAUUAGUGCUGGAGUUCCCAAUUCCACAUUGGCAUCCAACCGGAAAUGUAACGCUGCGAAUCCUUAUGAUUGAUUGUGACUGGAGAUGUAAGUGUAAGUGCAUUGCUGAAACCAGUGGCGCUUUUUCUUACUGCUCGGGAAGAGCUUUUUAUGCGGCAGCUUAUCUACAAUGUCCAACAUCUAAAAUGAUAUCAACCACUGACAGAAUUACACGAACAUUAAAGUAAGAGCAAUUAAAGUAGAGCAAUUCCCAGUUACUGCAGAUACUAAAGGACUACAAAUCAAUGACGUGGAGGUAUUGUGUUUAGAGUGUAGAGUUUUAGAGUUAGGGCAAAAACUAUUGGCAGUAAGGAUUUUUUAUUUAUUACAGUCCCUAGGCAGCAAUGCGGUUUCAAAGUUACUCAGCUUGACUGUUUCCCUGCUUGCUAAGUACUGAAUAGAGGUUGAAGGAUAACUAUUCAUGUUUACGAGGGUAUUUUGGGGGAACUGAUGGCAGGUCAUGCAAGUGGACCUGACUUUGUACUCAUCUGAUAGGACUAAAACUAUAUGAACCAACUGGUGAUAUAUACCUGAUUCAACAAACAGGACUAAAAUGAACUGAUGAACAGAGACAGUUACCACACGUUUAUUAUAAUACACAACCCUCUUUGAACCCAGGUCUUUGCUUUGACCCACAAUCUUCAUUCAUUUGAUAUUUUAUUACAUUGGUUUCACUUCUUUCUUGGACCUAUUUUUCUCUUUGACCUUCGCCACUUGGUCAGUAUGGUGCCACCACCGCCCACCAACAAGCCUCAUGUGUGCUUGUCGGCCAUCUUGAUCAUGGGUAGCAUGGCGCUGAUGGACGCCUACCUGGUGGAGCAGAACCAGGGGCCCAGGAAGAUUGGUGUGUGCAUCAUGGUCCUUGUGGGGGACAUCUGCUUCCUCCUCGUCCUACGCUACGUGGCUGUGUGGGUGGGUUCCGAGGUGCGGACCUCCAAGCGUGGCUACACCAUGAUCCUAUGGUUCUUCUAUGUCUUCGUCCUGGAGAUCAAGGUCUACUUUGUCUACCAGAACUACAAGGCCGAGGACGGGAAGAGGGCAAGUUUGGACGGUUGGACUGGCGGCGGCGUGGACGGGGUGGCACGGAAGGCGCUGACAUUGCUUCUGUCCAUCUGCGUGCCCGUCGUCUACAUCACGUUGGUGGCCAUCGACCACAUGGAGUACGUGCGGCCGCAGAAGAAGAAGGAGGAGAUCCGGUGUCGACUCUUCUGGGUGGUGGUGGACUUGCUCGACGUCCUGGACGUGCAGGCCAACCUAUGGGAGCCUCAGAGGAGAGGGCUCCCCCUAUGGGUGGAGGGACUCAUGUUCUUCUACUGCUACAUCCUGCUGCUGGUGUUGCCGUGCGUGUCGCUGAGCGAGAUCAGCAUGCAAGGGGUGAACAUUGUGCCCCAUAAGAUGAUGCUCUACCCGAUUCUCAGCCUGGUGACUAUUAACAUUAUCACUCUCUUCAUUCGAGGCGGGAACAUGGUUUUCUAUAGGGACUCCAGGGUGUCUGGGAUACUGAUGGGUAAAAAUGUGAUCGCCAUUGUUCUUAAGACGUGCAGUUUCGUCCAGUAUCGGAGGCAUCUCGGUGAGGUCCCGUCUCCCGCUCUUGGGGUAGAGAUGCAGAAGAAUUGCGUUGUCCACGGCCCGAAAGUGACUAUGCCUGUGCCCAUGCCCAUGCCCAUGCCACCCCAAGUAGUGAUUCAAGACUUCACAAAGUUUCCUGAAGAGAUGGUGUGUGUGAGUGACACAGAGGUUGAGCAAACGUGACACAGGUCUUGGUGAGAAAGUGAUAAAGAUACAUAACAUAUUAUAAGCUUUAUUAUAGGACAUUAUAAAAGACUAAUUCAUGCGUAUAACAAGGGCUUCAGUAAAGUGUUACCAGAACAGUUGACACAAGGAAGCACUGUGUAGGGUCACAACAAGGUGUUGCACCACUUCCUAGGACAAGGGAGAAAAUGACUAUAGGGAGAAGUGAAUGUGUGUCCCCCCCCCCCAAUGAUGAUGAUCUAAUGGAGAACAAAAAAACAAAAAUGAAAGGAUCUUCUUAAGUAUCGGACCCUUUUAUUAAAUGCUUGCCUAAAAUGACAUACCGAAAUCUAACUGCCUGUAGCUCAGGACCUGAAGCAAGGAUAUGCAUAUUAUUGAUACCAUUUGAAAGUAAAACCUUUGAAGUUUGUGAAAAUGUAAAAUUAAUGUAGGAGAAUAUAACACAUUAGAUCUGGUAAAAGAUAUUAAACAAAAAAACAUGUGUUUUCAAUUUUUUUGUUCUGUUCCAUCAUCUUAGAAAUGCAAGAGAAAGGCCAUUAAAUCGCAUAGGAGUUUAGGUGCAAUUUAGAUUUUGGCCACCAGAUGGCAACAGUGUUUGUGCAAAGUUUCAGACUGAUCCAAUGAAGCAUUAUAUUACUGCACAAAAUGCAAUUGUAUCAAAAUGCAAUUGUAUCAAGUUGGUAUCAAAAUUGUUCAAUUUAUAUAUUUUCAAAUACAUAACUAUAGAGAACAUUCAAAAAUGAUGAAUGAAAAUAUUUCAAUUUACACACUCCCAGGAAUGUUAUAAAUGAUGGAUAAUUAGCUUCCCUAAAAAAAAGACACUAACCUUCACACAUCUAGAUGGCCAGGUGUGGUGGGUGUGUUGGGCCAGACACAGCAGGGGUUCAAAUUGUAGAACCCAGAACCCAGCAAGAUUACUGAAUGUAGCUACAUUAUUUACCUUCUGAGGUUGAAUGUAUCAAACCAGUUGCCAUGAUACAUUUUUGUUGUUGUUGUGUCCUCUCCUCAAACAAUAGCAUGGUAUUUUUUCACUGUAAUAGCAACUGUAAAUUGAAUACUUCAGUUAGAUUAAUCAGAAUCUAAGCUUUCUGCCCAUAUAAGACAUGUCUAUGUCCUGGAAAGUUGGCUGUUACUUACAACGUCAGUCUAGUCACAUUAGCGCACGUUAGCAACAACCGUCCCGGUAUAGGGACACCGAUCCCCUAGAGGAUAGGGAUACUUAUAUUUUAAUAAGAUGUUGUGCAGAACAAAGUAUGAUGUAUCUUUUAACUGGGGAUGAUUUGUGUCUCUUUGUGCACCUGUAAAACUGCCUAAAAAUAUGAAUGUGCUGGAUUCUGGAUAAAGUAAAUGAAAGACAUUCCGCACACUCUACUGAAAAUGUCUGUGUUUAUUAUUUAUUUCAGCAUUGUAGAGGCAGUUCAAUGAACAGUAGAGUACUUUUACUCUGACCGGUCCUCCUUUCCAAACGGUUUUUGUUCUAAUGCUGUUUGAGUGUCAAUGUGAACCAUUUGUAUUGACUGACUUGUCUUUGAUAAAUGCGCCCUGCAUUGAAAGAGUUCAGGUUGUGAUUGUUAUGUGUUUUGCAUUCGAUUAAGCGAUAUGCGUAACACUGAAGAGCUUUAAAAGAAAAAGGAACAAUUUUAAGCAUUUUCUGUUCCAAUAAUUGUUUAUUUUGCUAAGAGAAGUUGACUUUUUUCUUAGACGAUUUCUUACUGUUCACUGUGGUCAACAAAAUAAGAUUGAAGAAAAUACUUUAAUGCGACUGGUAUAUGUGUCUCUGAAAAUAGGCCUUUAUCAAAUAUGUAUUGACAAUGAAAAUGGGCGAUGCCCGCUAACUUGUUCUGACACGUCCUUAUGAAGCUGAGCUUUUCAGCUUAGUUGUAUGUGUAUGACUACAAAGACAGACAUUUGUAAUGAAAGAAGAAUAUGGUGGAGAAAUUACAAGAUUAUGUUAUAAUACUGUUAUUAAUACUAUAAUACUGUUAUGCUGUCAAAUGGUUGUUUUAUGCAAGAACUUUUUCAUCUGUAUGUGUUCUACUGAGGAUGGGCAUCUGGGAGAUUGAAAACUGACAGAAGAUUUACGAUGUCUUUGGGUGAUAAGCCUAACAAGACCAUAGCAUGAGUUAAUGUUUCUAUACUGGGGUACCAGAGGGAGAUGGCUCCAGUGUGGAGUUGGGGGCCAGACCCUGGUCUCUACACAAUGAGAAUAGUCAUUACAGCAGAUACUGUUUUGCUGUGAAUUAUUAGUAUCUUUCAUACAAAUCUGAACUUUGUGACCCAAUCAUACAUCUGUGAUUUGUCAUGAACAUCCAGGAGGAUGGACUUUGCUAUAAAAUGCUGUGGCUUAGUCCUGCUGGUUGGGUUCUCAGCGAAUCACCUACAGGAGGGUUGUUGACAAGCUCCAUUACUGCAGUAAUUAAAUAAUAAAGUUUGACUUGUUUUGAAGAAAUGUAAAAGUCUCUCCUUUUGAUUAGAAUAAUUCCACAACAAGACGCUUUAUCAAAGAGAGAUAUUCUACACACAUUCGUGUUCAGACAGAGAAAUCACAAGACAACUUCUGUCCUGUGAAAACUACAUAUUUUUAUAAUUGAGGCAGGGCUGUUCUCUUCACUUCCUCCAUUCACCGUUGGAAGAUGGGUUCCCAUUUUUCAAAAGUCAAAUUUCAGGAUACAGUGGGGUGAACAAGAAUUUGAUACACUGCCGAUUUUGCAGGUUUUCCUUCUUACAAAGCAUGUCAGUCUCCAGACCUGAACCGAAUAGAAAAUCUUUGGAGGGAGCUGAAAGUCCGUAUUGCCCAGCGAUAGCCCCGAAACCUGAAGGAUCUGGAGAAGGUCUGUAUGGAGGAGAGGGAAAAAAUCCCUGCUGCAGUGUGUGCAAAACUGGUCAAGAACUACAGGAAACGUAUGAUCUCUGUAAUUGCAAACAAAGGUUUCUGUACCAAAUAUUAAGUUCUGCUUUUCUGAUGUAUCAAAUACUUAUGUCAUGCAAUAAAAUGCAAAUUCAUUA
Molecule: messenger RNA, 5576 nt
Organism: Oncorhynchus kisutch (coho salmon)
Lineage: Eukaryota; Metazoa; Chordata; Actinopteri; Salmoniformes; Salmonidae
Gene: tmem264
Product: transmembrane protein 264
Exons: 1
Coding region: 1542-2570 (342 amino acids)
Source: RefSeq, a predicted model, not a curated record